AUGAUGCCAACAAGGAAAGCUCCCGAUGAACAAGUCGGUCAGUUCGGCAACACCUCAAAUGAACAUGAGACCGAUAAUGGUCGAACGUUACAGUGGACUAAUGGGUUAGGAUCAUCAAACGCUUUCAUUACAUUGGUCAGUGAUCCUACAAAUUCAGGAGAUGGAACAGAAUCAGGAGCUGUUUCAACAAAUGUUUGGCAUAAUAGUGAUGCCGCUGAUGUGGAUUUUACUGACCAAAGCAAUACGCAACAAUUACUUGUUUCUACCGAAAAAGCUACUGAUGUCUUCUAUUGCGUUCAACGUGAUUAUAGUAACACUGAUGAUAGUACAAACAAUACUCAUAGUGAACAUGCUACGGUAACGGCAAUGUUGUUCGGUGAUCACAUAUACUCACCUUCGAAUUUAAUUACUACGACAUCGGUAUCAUCUGUUAAACCUAAAUUAGAUGUUGUGAUCGUGGGUGGGAGUGCAAAGUCACUGUCAGCUAUAGAAGAUCAGAUGGCAAAAAAAAAGAAUAAUAUGGGCAGAUGA
Messenger RNA from Brugia pahangi, 531 nucleotides. The record is from the annotation of a GenBank genome assembly. Lineage: Eukaryota; Metazoa; Nematoda; Chromadorea; Rhabditida; Onchocercidae.